Rhincodon typus (whale shark) is the source of this 2360-nucleotide messenger RNA. RefSeq names its product jmjC domain-containing protein 8-like. NCBI's taxonomy places the organism in Eukaryota, Metazoa, Chordata, Chondrichthyes, Orectolobiformes, Rhincodontidae. Gene Ontology annotation, cellular component: cytoplasm. The transcript has 4 exons. The record is from RefSeq and is a predicted model, not a curated record. The annotation marks the transcript as partial.
GGAACCACCCCAGAGUCCAGUGAAUUUUGGUGCAGGGACAGGAGUGCCAUUCCACUGGCAUGGAGCAGGAUAUUCUGAAGUUAUAUACGGAAGGAAGCGCUGGUUUCUUUACCCACCGGGAAAAACACCAGAGUUUCACCCAAAUAGGACCACACUCUCUUGGAUGUUGGAUACUUACCCGAAUUUAUCAGAAUUGGACAAACCCAUGGAGUGCACCAUUCACCCAGGCGAGGUGUUGUAUUUUCCAGAUCGUUGGUGGCAUGCAACCCUUAAUAUCGACACCAGCGUCUUCAUUUCCACAUUUCUAGGAUGACUCUGUAGAACUCAAAUUUAUAUGACUUGUAAUUUGAAACCCUAAACCUUCCAACACAACUUCCCCAAAUGGGAGCAGCAAUGAAUGGAAUUGGAAAAAGCCACUACAGUCCAUCUGGCUGGGAUAUGUUCAUGACAUCAAUUAUGGUUACUAAGAAACCUUUUUUAACCACAUCUUUCUAAGAGUCUGUGCUCCCCUUUUCAUAUUGAGAGAGGCAGGAUUGGUUUGGUGUGGGAAGGAGAAAACUUGGAUAAAGUUUCUAAUGGUCUUUGUUUGGGUCAGGAAUUUUGCUCAUAGCACAGAGGCAGAUUAAAUCCUUUUGACUUCUAUAGAUUCUAUUAAUUACACUUAAUGAAGCAAAAUUGCUGCAGCUAAAUACACAGGUCAGAAGAGACCCUUAAGUGAUGUCAACAAUAUCUAUUCAGAUGGCAGUGAAUACUUGAAGAAAAUACUAGUCACUAUUAAUAUGCAUUUAUGAUUAGUCCUCACUUAAAGUCACAAUUAUCGGGAACACCAACUGUAAAUGAGGCCAGGUUUCCUACAUAAAUCUGUUAAAAUUAGUUAGGUUCCUUCAGACAUUUUUUUAACUGGAAAAAGGUGUACAGAUUGAAAUACUGUUUAUUUUUAUUCCUAGCUGAAAUAACUUAAAAUAAAUUACUAAAUAUAAAAGUUAGUGUUCAGUUUAGGUGCAUUGAUCUUAGCAGAAAAAAAAUCUACAUUCCUAAAUCCCUAGAUUUAAUUAAAUCUUUAAAAUGAAAUAAAUUUAAAAAUAAAUACUCUACAAUGGUUUUAUUUCUCUUGUGCAAUUUUAACAUAGUGCUGGACAAACUGGCAGCAUCUGCAGACAGAGAAACAGUUAACGUUUCAAGUCCCAUGACUUCUUUGGAACACGGGAUUCAUGGAGUUUAGAAGAAUGAGAGGCAACCUGAUUGAAAUGAGAGAUUCUUAAGGGGGUAGAUGUGGAAAAGUUGGUUCUGCUCAUGGGAGAGCCUAGUACUAGAGGGCAUAGUCUGAGUAAGGGAUCUCACAUUUAAGGCACGGAGCUCAAAACAUUAACUGUCUUUGUCUCCACAAAUGUGCCAGAUCUGCUGAGUUUCUCUAAUAUUUUGCUUUUAUUUCACAUUUCCAGCACCUGUAAUAUCUUUUAUUGACAAAAGCUGAUCAGCACAGAUGGAACUACUAGCACCAACCAGCUUUUUCUACUAGGUAAAGGCCAGAACUUCAGUGCAAGUUCAAAAUGGGAGCUGGGAGAGUUAGUUUUUGAGAAGAUUUGUAGCUCAGGUUGUGGAUGAAGCUGUAGACUUGCUCGCUGAGCUGGUGUGUUUGGUUGCAGACGUUUCGUCACCCUGUUAGGUAACAUCAGUGCGCCUCUGGUGAAGCAUUGGUGUUCUGUUCUGCUUGUUAUUUAUAAGCCUCUGUUUGCUGCUGAUUCUAAUCACCCAGCAAACAGGACAGAACACCAGUGCUUCACCAGAGGUGCCCUGAUGAUGUUACCUAACAGGGUGACAGAACAUCUGCAAUCGAACACUGGCUCGGCGAGCAAGUCUACAAGAAAAGGAGUUACCCAGGACAGGUGAGUUUUAAAUAGAAUUAAAUUUCUUUGGUAACUAUUAAGACAAGUCACAUGGAUCUGACCCAAGCCAUUUUUACAGGACACUGAAGAAUCAGGAGUUAGCCAUUGGAAGUUUAAAGUUCCCACUUAGGUCUACGAUCUGAUUACUAGAGAAUUAACCAUUACCACCUAGUUUGUGAAUAUUUCUUCAGAAUAUUUUUUCUGACUUUAAGAAAAUUAAAUACAUUCAUUGCUGUGAACAGGAACCUGGUGGGAUUCAUUUAAAAAUAAGAUAUGCCUUCAAUGUGCAUAUAUAAUUCUAAAAAUGCUGCCAGAGCUGAAUUUCUGUUUUUGUUUAAAAUGAUGUAAUGUUGAGUGACUUGUAUUUUUUAGUAAAUUAUUAUUAGUGAUCCCUGAGUUGAUCAAAUUUCAGUUAUCCAAAACUGAUCAUAUCCAGGAAUAGAGAUAACAAGGUGUGGAGCUGGAUGAAUACAG